This is a messenger RNA of Drosophila suzukii, 522 nucleotides long. RefSeq lists its product as uncharacterized. Lineage: Eukaryota; Metazoa; Arthropoda; Insecta; Diptera; Drosophilidae. The record is from RefSeq and is a predicted model, not a curated record.
UUUUGUAUUCGUCUCCUAAUGAUGUUGUCCGUGUUGAACUUGAUUUCUACUCGAACCGAAUUUACCAACUUUAAGUGUAAGUCGUUGGAUAAGGAAUUUUCUGAUUUUGAGUAUUGCACUCUAAAGGCGGUAAAUCGUUCCUACAAGUACGUCUCUACAAAGGUCAAACUCUUUCAAGUUCCUAUUACCAAAGUUAAGGUUAACUUUGGACUUUAUAAAAGGUUCAGUGGUUAUAGGCCGUUCCUAUAUAAUAUCACCGUGGAUGCGUGUAAUUUUUUGAAAAACCCAAAGAGCAAUCCAAUAACUAGCUACUUUUAUGACUUUAUCAAGGAUAUAUCCAACAUGAAUCAUACCUGUCCCUUCGAUCACGAUCUUAUUUUGGAUAAGCUUUCCACGGAGCAUAUAAACCACCGUGUUACGGACAUACUAUCCUUUCCGGAAGGGGAUUACAUGAUGGAGAUGCAUUGGAUAGCAUAUGACAUAACCCGCGCUGUAGUCAAGUUAUACGUGUCCCUUUCAUAG